Molecule: messenger RNA, 933 nt
Organism: Mesorhabditis spiculigera
Lineage: Eukaryota; Metazoa; Nematoda; Chromadorea; Rhabditida; Rhabditidae
Source: the annotation of a GenBank genome assembly
AUGCCCUCGAGAAAGAAGCUGCACAAAACACCCACUUUUCUAGAAGGGACACCCGGGAACUAUGUACCGCGUGUCAGCCCGCCACCUUCCAAUCCGAAUAAAGACGGUAUAAACUCUCAAUCCGGCGGCUCUUCACGCUCAUCACUGGUUGCUCCAAUUCCAAGUUUUCCUCCAACACGUCAGAAGCUAUCUGCCCAGCCACUUUCAUCACGCAGUUUCACUGAAAUCAGAACUAUCGACCGAUCCCGUCUAACAGCGUCUCAUAGUAUUGGUGAUGUGGGCUACGGACCGGAUACUUCUCGAAUUUCCUCUUCGCUAACUACACUGCCUUUAAGACCCCUAGGAAGUUCUAUACUAGGUGAUGAGAGUUUGGUUUCGGGUAGUACACCCGAGGAUGAGCUGCCGCUGCCACCAAACUGGUCGGUAGACAUUACUGAAGAUGGGUGGAGAUACUACGUGGAUCACAAUAUGCGCCGGACGCACUGGUUACAUCCAUUGGCCAAGGAGAGUCUUCCAGCCGGAUGGAAGAAGCUUUUUGAUCCCGAGAAGGGCGUGUUGUACUACAAUGAAAUAGAAGAAGUCUUCCAAUGGGAACAUCCUGGGCUCCAAACCCAAGAUUUGCCUCCAGAGCCUAGCCAAUACCCGCCGAUGCCUGGGCAGAGGCCGAGGAGGGUCGCGAGUGCUGUCGAAAAUCUAAAUAUUUUGCAUAGAGAAACACCCGAAUGGUUGAAGAUGUACGCUGAAGCGGACACUUCGCUUGACCAUUUACUUGAUUGGAGCCUAUUCUCCGAAAUCGACUUGCAAAACAGCAGCGAGUUGAUGUUGAAGCUUCACAAGCAAGAGGCGAUCAAUACAGCAAUUCGCUACGAGCGGAUGCGGAAUGCGAUUUCUAAUGAAAUUGACCGCAGGGCUCAGGGUUUAUUCAACAGUAGC